GCCGCACACUGGAGGAACUUGCCUACGCCAAGUGUCAUUCGUGAUACUUGGCGUAAGCACUUUCCUCUAGUGUGCGGUGCCGUUUGGAGCGCUUUUUGUCACGCGUGUCACUUGCAUCUGAUAUUCAACAUGUUGAAUAAUUUUUGCCACGAGUGAUACUUUACUCCAAGUGUGCGGUGAACGAAAGCUUCUAGCUUACAGCUUCAAUCUAAUACGCAUGCGUUGUGUGCACUCUGAUACAAACAUGGCGGCUGCAGCGUGCGAAACGUACGACUCAGACUCAGAUUCAUGCGAAGAAAAUUCAAGCUCGUCCGAAGAUAAUUCAUAUUCAUCCGAAGAUGAAGAGAUAUUGUUACUUCUUCUAUUAUUACGCCGGCGGCGAAGACGACUUAGGGCCAAAAAGCGAAAGAUUUGGACGAAGAAGUGGAUUUUACGUCGUGAGUCUCAAGGGGCAUUCGCCAAUCUUAUUCGUGAGAUCAAUGUAAAAGACCCAGAAAAAUUUAGGCAAUAUCAUAGGGUUGAACGACGUUCGUUCGAGGAGAUUUUAGGUAUAGUGUCGCCACAUAUUGAGAAAAAAGAUACACAACUGCGAGCUUCGAUUAAGCCUUCUGAGCGUUUGUCAGUAACUUUACGCUUUCUUGCAACAGGUAUGUCUAAACUUAAAAACAAUUUAAGUAUCCUUUCACCUUUUGACAAACCACAGACUUGCAGGGUAUGACUUUCUGCUUUUGAGCAGAUUUGUUACCUUUGAAAGGAGGAGUGGAAGGAUUUUAUGUCGCAUUAUUCAUUCACUUGUUGAGUAGGUUUUCUAAUGUGUUGAUGGGUUCAUUAAUGCUAAAGUAGUGUUAUAAUGCAUCCUAUGAAGCAGCCAGGGUAUAAUGUAUUGUUAUUAAAACAUGCCUAGGAGAA
Molecule: messenger RNA, 909 nt
Organism: Xenia sp. Carnegie-2017
Lineage: Eukaryota; Metazoa; Cnidaria; Anthozoa; Malacalcyonacea; Xeniidae
Exons: 2
Coding region: 218-718 (166 amino acids)
Source: RefSeq, a predicted model, not a curated record